CAUCAUCAGUUGAGUUUAAUCUGUUGUAGGAUAAGGUAGUGUCCGCACGUCUGUCAGCAGCGAUAACUUUUUUUUAUUAAUCGCUCCUUUUUUAUUUUUGCAUUACAUUUCUUUCAUUUUAUCCGAUACCAAGUGCCUCCCUCUACAUUUUGUGAAAUCAUUUAUAUUAAAUAUUUUCCUGUGGCUAUUUGUUUCUUUUUUGUAGUAGUUUUCUUGCGAUAAUUAUUUGUUGCAAGUUGCGAGCAUCGAACGAAACACAGCAGUGUGUGCCUUAUCAUGUUUCGCAUUUUAUCAAAAAAAGUGAUUGCUUUUCUAUAAAAGAGUGAAGGAGUGAGUGAAACAAAUAUAUAUAUAUUUUUUAUAUAUUUUUAUACAAAAAGGAAAUCAUUUAAAAAAAAAAUACAUAAAUUUGGGUAAAAAAAAAUAUAAGUGAAUUAUUUGUGAAUAAAAUUUUAAAAAAAGAAAAGAUAUCAAAAUGAUUCACGUCGGUGAUAAUACAUGGAAUUUGAGGGUUUUCAUUACGGACCUUCAGGUAUCGAAGGUGCUAAGAGUACGAGGAGAUCAGCACAUUGGUGGAGUUAUGCUUAAAUUGGUCGAUCCAGAAAAUCCAAAAGAUUGGUCAGAUCAUGCCCUCUGGUGGCCAAUGAAAAAUAUUUGGUUAACCCGAACUCGUUCUACAUUGGAUCAGGUUGGCGUACAUGCAGAUUGUUUGUUGCAUUUCACACCUAUGCACAAAACAUUAAGAGUACAGCUUCCCGAUCUUCGCUAUCUAGAUUGCCGUCUUGAUUUCUCGAUAAAAACUUUUGCAGCUGUUGUCAAUCUAUGCAAAGAUCUAGACAUUAGACAUCCAGAAGAAUUGUCUCUAUGCAAACCAUUGGAACCAGAUCACUUAAAGAAAAACUAUGCACAAUUUCCCAAAAAGAAGAUUCCCAUUGCCGAAUCGAAUGGAACAACAUAUUUACAACCAGCGCCAGAUACUAAUUCCUUUAUACCAAUCAAUUCGUAUAAUGGAAGUUGUAAUAGUUUGGAUAAUCCACAAAAUGGUACAUUUUUAUGUGCUCCAGUGCACCAAACUACGCCAAAGCGUCUCAAUCAAUCGGGUACACCCAUUAGUUCACCCACAGGAACAUGGAAACAUAGCUCAAAUGGAUACACCACAUUUGACUCAUUAUCUAGCCUUGGUGAUUUCCAAGAGAACCUCGCAGCUAGUCCUAGAGCACCAAGCCCAGAUGUACGUUCUCGCCUAAUAAGGCCGAAAUCAUUGCUAGAGAAAGCUCGCAUGAACAUUGGCUGGCUUGACUCGUCACUGUCCAUCAUGGAACAGGGAAUCCGUGAAUAUGACACAUUGUGCUUGAGAUUCAAGUACUACACAUUCUUCGACCUAAAUCCCAAGUACGAUCAAGUUAGAAUCAACCAGUUGUACGAACAAGCUAAAUGGUCGAUUCUAAACGAAGAAAUCGAAUGCACAGAAGAGGAAAUGCUCAUGUUUGCAGCAUUACAGUUUCAAAUUAAUCAGCAAAACGACUUGCAACAACCCGAUUCAGGAAUCGACACAUCAAGCGUUGAAAAUGGAACAGAUGACGAUAUCGAUUCAGCUCUAAGUGAGUUACAGAUAACGCUGGAAGGACCUAACGCUAAUUCACAAGUCAACAAUAUCACCAAAAUCCCCGAACUUACAGAUUAUUUGAGAUUUUUAAAACCAAAAAAAUUCACAAUGAAGGGUUACAAACGUUACUUCUUCACAUAUCGGGAUCUCCAAUUGCAUCUAUACAAAACGGCUGAGGAAUCAAGACGUGGCCAACCGGCACAUGUCAUCAAUUUGCGUGGUUGUGAAGUAACACCCGAUGUUAAUAUUGCUCAUGGCAAAUUUAGUAUACGCUUGGAGGUGCCUCCAGAAGGUCGUAACGGCCCCAACAAUGAAAUGUGGAUUCGAUGUGAGAAUGAAGAACAAUAUGCCAAAUGGAUGGCUGCCUGUCGAUUAGCAUCAAAAGGACGAUCUCUUGCCGAUAGCUCGUAUGACAGUGAAGUGGCAAGCAUAAAGUCAUUCCUGAGCAUGCAAAAACCAGCUCUUGAGUCUACAGUUAGUGUGAAUCCAGGAUCAAUUGAUCCUGUUGACUACCUCUCGCCCAAGAUGUACAAGAAAUUGCGUAGCAAGGCUGUACAGAGGAUCUUGGAAACACAUGCUAAUGUCAAAAAAUUGCCCCUGAUUGAGGCUAAAUUGAAAUUUAUUGAAGCGUGGCAGAGUCUACCUGAUUUUGGUUUGACUUUGUUUAUAAUCAAAUUCGAUGGACAUAAGAAGGAGGAACUUUUGGGUGUUGCGAAUAAUCGUAUUAUGCGAAUGGACAUAAGUACGGGUGAUCAUAUUAAAACAUGGCGAUACAACACAAUGAAGGCAUGGAACGUUAACUGGGGCAUCAAGUGCAUGAUGAUUCAGUUCCAAAAUGAAAAUGUCGUUUUCUCUUGCCUUUCAUCGGACUGCAAAGUUGUGCACGAAUUUAUUGGCGGUUAUAUUUUUAUGUCAAUGCGUUCAAAGGAAACCAAUCAAACGCUUAACGAAGAGAUGUUCCAUAAGCUUACUGGUGGAUGGCUGUAAAAAACUAACAACAACUAAUCCUCAACAAGGAAGAACUUUUCACAUAGCGCAUGUCUUUUUAUUGCAAAUAACUUAUUUUCCUAUAAAUUAGAUAGAACCCCCUUUAUUCUUUUCGUUCUUUGCUUACUUAUUUGAUAUGUUGUGUAUAUAUGUAACCCAUUGUUUAAUUUUAUAAUUUUAUUUUACAUAAAAAUAAAAAAAAAACACCCUACGUAAUUACAUACAUAUUAUAUUGGUCUACCAUGUA
Messenger RNA from Episyrphus balteatus (marmalade hoverfly), 2840 nucleotides. It is a transcript of the gene Fit1, whose product is annotated as unc-112-related protein. Bases 476 to 2593 code for a protein of 705 amino acids. Gene Ontology annotation, biological process: cell-matrix adhesion; integrin-mediated signaling pathway. Gene Ontology annotation, cellular component: cell-substrate junction. Gene Ontology annotation, molecular function: integrin binding. The transcript has 7 exons. The record is from RefSeq and is a predicted model, not a curated record. Lineage: Eukaryota; Metazoa; Arthropoda; Insecta; Diptera; Syrphidae.